UAAGGGUCGCUUUUGAAGGAAACCAGGACUUCUCUUUUCAGCCUGUUGGGUUUGUCGUAUUUUUGAAAAUGUUUUUGAACGCGAUGGGGUCAGAUGGCGGUAGAAAGCGUUGCAUGCUGGCAGUCUGAUGGGACAGACUAACAGCCCAGAAAUCUUGAGCUGCUGUUUCUUCUUUCUCUGAGAUAACCCUAAGAUGAAUAAUGAAGAGCGAACGUCUAGCCCCACGGAGGAUAAGGAAGAAAUGCCUACUAAUGAAUUACCAGAUUCGACCAGCACCUCCAAGCCGGGGAGAUAUAAAAUUGUGCUCGUAGGGGACGGGGGCACAGGGAAAUCCAGUUAUGUGGCCAGGCUCAAUUGCGAGGGGUUUCUAAAAGAGUAUGUUGCCACACUUGGGGUAGAGAAAAGUGAGAUACUUGUAGACACUUCGCAUGGUGAGAGCACCAUUGUUUUGUGGGACACUGCGGGUCAGGAGAAGCUGGGUCCUCUGCGCGAUGGGUAUUACAGUGGGGCUGAUGCUGCCAUUAUAUUUUUUGAUGUCACUUCGCGAGUAACAUAUAAAAAUGUUCCCAGCUGGCACAAGGACAUUAACAGGGUACAGUCCGACAUCCCUGUGGUCUUGUGUGCGAACAAGAUUGAUGUAAAAGAAAGGAAGGUGAAGAGCAAGAGUAUCACGUACCCCUCCAAGCACAAGAUUGGGUUUUAUGAGAUUAGUGUGAAAGAGAGAUCCUGUUUGAAGAAACCAUUAGAAUAUCUUUUACAGCAGCUCACCAAAGAACCAGAACUUUUUGUUAAGGAGUCAUUAGAUGCCAAGAUAUUUGGGGAUAUGAGCUGCAUACAACUUGGUACUGUUUAGCAUGAAAAUAUGUGUCUAGUUUGUUUUAUCUUAGAAAUUUUAGAUAUAUAUAUAUUUUAGAUCAAAUGUGGAUCUGACCAUUUUCUGAACUGACAAAAGUUCAUGAUUUCAGACUUGCUAUUCUUGGACAAUAAUAAUGAUUUUGUUAACUAUCUUCAUGAAUUUUAAGGAAUUAAGCUUUGUAAAGAAGAGCAGUAGUAGUCCAUAGCCUGUUUUGGAAAGUAGUUUUGUUUUUAAAAUUGUCUGUUCCACUACAUGAAAAAACAAUAAAUUUCACACCGGAA
Messenger RNA from Penaeus chinensis, 1137 nucleotides. RefSeq names its product GTP-binding nuclear protein GSP2/CNR2-like. The transcript is spliced from 2 exons. Gene Ontology annotation, biological process: protein import into nucleus; ribosomal subunit export from nucleus. Bases 194 to 853 code for a protein of 219 amino acids. The record is from RefSeq and is a predicted model, not a curated record. Gene Ontology annotation, molecular function: GTPase activity; GTP binding. Lineage: Eukaryota; Metazoa; Arthropoda; Malacostraca; Decapoda; Penaeidae. Gene Ontology annotation, cellular component: nucleus; cytoplasm.